AGACUUCCAAGUCGCCGAAACGGACAUAAGCUGUCUUUGCUUCCAAGAAGUAACAAGCUAUCCCCAACCAAUCAACAUGUUCAAGCUGGCUGUCUUCGCUGCCAUCCUGGCUGUCGCCGUCGCCUACCCCGGUGGUCUCACCGGCGUAGCCAUCAGCCAUGGUCUCGGCCCGAUCGUCGCCCCGCAGGUCGUUGCUGCUGCUCCAGCGAUCUCCCACGGCGCCGUUCUCCUUGCCCAGCCCAUUGCUCCCGCUGUUCACACUCCCGCUGUUGUCACCAAGACCGUCUUGGCAGGCCACGGUUAUGGUUACGGUCUGCACGGUUAAUUUAGGAGAGCCAGCGUAAACUCACCACCACACACAACCACCGAGUCACGACGACGCAGCCCUGGAAGAA
This is a messenger RNA of Trachymyrmex cornetzi, 395 nucleotides long. RefSeq lists its product as uncharacterized. The record is from RefSeq and is a predicted model, not a curated record. The transcript is spliced from 2 exons. The coding region runs from base 77 to 325 and encodes 82 amino acids. NCBI's taxonomy places the organism in Eukaryota, Metazoa, Arthropoda, Insecta, Hymenoptera, Formicidae.